AGCACACGAAAACGAAAACGGUUGAGAAGUUUGACAGCUGUGGCGCUGGAGGGUGCGGAUCUUUUCCCGCAUAGCUCUAGUUGGUAGCUGCUGCUUUACUUCGUAGUGGGGUAGCGUCAUUGCCCCUCAGGCGCCGCUCGAGCUCAAAACAGCCUGCGGUCGCUCAGCCACCGCUUCAAUCCCUCCAAUUCCCUUUGAAUAAACACACAAAGCACUCAGACAUCAUGAGCGUUCAGACUGUCGAGCUUCAACCCUUCCAAGACCAGAAGCCCGGAACCUCUGGUCUUCGCAAGAAGGUUAAGGUUUUCCAGAAGGAAAACUACUCCGAGUCCUUCAUCGUCAGCAUCCUCAAGUCGAUCCCUGAAGGUGCUGAUGGUGCCUUCCUUGUUAUUGGAGGAGAUGGCCGUUACUGGAACCCUGAGGUCACCCAGAAGAUUGCAAAGAUCAGUGCUGCCUACGGCGUGAAGAAGCUGUUGAUCGGUCAAGACGGUAUCCUCAGUACUCCCGCUGCCAGCCACAUCAUCAGGAUCAGGAAGGCCACGGGCGGUAUCUUGCUCACCGCCAGUCACAAUCCCGGAGGUCCCGACGAGGACUUCGGUAUGAAGUACAACCUGGCCAACGGUGCCCCUGCCCCCGAGAGCGUUACCAACAAGAUCUUCGAGACCUCCAAGACCCUCACCUCCUACAAGAUCGCCGAUAUCCCCGAUGUCGACCUCAGCACAAUUGGAACACAGAAGUACGGUGACCUUGAGGUUGAGAUCAUUCAUUCAACCACGGACUACCUUGAGAUGCUCAAGGACAUAUUUGAUUUCGACCUUAUCAAGUCCUUCCUCAAGGAGCAUUCUGACUUCAAGGUCCUCUUCGAUGGACUGAGCGGUGUCACUGGCUCAUAUGGUGUCGACAUCUUCGAGAAGGAGCUCGCUAUUCCCAACAGCACACAGAACUGCGUCCCUCUGCCAGACUUCGGUGGCCACCACCCCGACCCCAACCUCGUCUACGCCAAGUCGCUGGUUGAUGCUGUCGACAAGAACGGCGUCCAUUUCGGUGCUGCCAGUGACGGUGACGGUGACCGCAACAUGAUCUACGGUGCGAAAUCGUUCGUCUCACCCGGAGACAGCUUAGCCAUCAUUGCUCACCACGCUGAGCUCAUUCCGUACUUCAAGAAGCAGGGCAUUUACGGUUUGGCACGAAGCAUGCCUACAUCAGGCGCAAUCGACCUUGUCGCAAAGAAGAAGGGUGUCGAGUGCUACGAGGUGCCUACCGGGUGGAAGUUCUUCUGCGGUCUUUUCGACUCUGAUAAGAUGAACAUCUGUGGCGAGGAGAGCUUCGGAACUGGCUCCAACCACAUCCGUGAGAAGGACGGUCUAUGGGCAGUCGUCGCUUGGCUCAAUAUCAUCGCUGGUGUUGGACAGCAGACUGGCACCACACCCAGCAUUGCGUCGAUCCAGAAGGACUUCUGGACGACCUACGGACGAACCUUCUUCACCCGCUACGAUUACGAGGGCUGCGAGACCGAGGGCGCGAACAAAGUCACUGCUCACAUGACAGAGUUGAUCACCACCAAGAAGGACGACUUUGUUGGCUCCACCAUCGCCGGCCGCAAGGUCGUCGAAGCUGAUGACUUCUCCUACACCGACCUCGAUGGCAGUAUCAGCAAGAACCAGGGUAUCUUCGUCAAGUUCGACGACGGCAGCCGCAUUGUCGUUCGUCUGUCCGGUACCGGCAGCAGCGGUGCCACUAUCCGUCUCUACAUUGAGAAGCACACCAGCGACGAAUCCACGUACGAUCAAGAUGCCCAGGACUUCCUGAAAGACAACGUCAAGCUGGCCACAGACCUUCUGAAGCUGCAGGAGUACAUCGGCCGCACCGACCCUGACGUCAAGACCUAAGCAAAUAAUGCUUUUACGCGUGUAUGAGCCAUGAGACUUCUUCGAAAUUAGCAUAGCGAAAGACAAUACCAUUUAGUCCCAGCGGCCCGUUCGUGGCUGCUUACUUUCCAA
Molecule: messenger RNA, 2000 nt
Organism: Didymella exigua CBS 183.55
Lineage: Eukaryota; Fungi; Ascomycota; Dothideomycetes; Pleosporales; Didymellaceae
Product: phosphoglucomutase
Exons: 3
Coding region: 225-1889 (554 amino acids)
Biological process (GO): carbohydrate metabolic process
Cellular component (GO): cytosol
Molecular function (GO): magnesium ion binding; phosphoglucomutase activity
Source: RefSeq, a predicted model, not a curated record